CUCGGCGCACUUAGCGCUUCCGCGCGAGGCCUUUUGAUGCAUGACACGAAUUAGCACGGCUUCGAGCCUCUCGAGCCCUCUUGACGAAUGAGAUGCCGCCCCAUCGAACCUAGUGACUGGGUUGGGUUCAUCCUUCUGCGCCGCGUGGAGAGAGACACAAGUUGUGGGUGCGUAGACCCCUUCGCCUUUCCUCUGUACAACCCCAACCUCAGUCUCCCUUCCUGUCUUCAUAUUAUCGCUGUGAGACAAGUUGGCGGGCCUGGGAAACGACGCUCACCUCUCUCCCGCCUACAUAUCAUCGCCAUCCGCUCGGUUUAUGCAAAGUGCAAACACUUAGCCUCGUAUGCUUGUCAUGGGGAGCGAUUGGCCUCACCGCGCGCUACCGCGCUUCUCGGAGCUGUUCUCGUCGUCUUCGGCAGCGGCGAUCGACACGAUACCCUCGUACGAACGCAUCGGCGACUCUGAAUCCAUUCUGCGUAACACGCCUUCUACUGCGCCCGCUCCAAGUGCCCCCGCAAUUGCUGAGCGACCGCUCUGGAUGAUUGAGAAUCACGCGAGUACCCAGCCCAACCUUCCCGAAUUGAGCGUACCAGCAAUGGCCCCAGGGCGCCAGUUCCAGCGUUACUCGGCGCCUCAGGCCGCAAUGCCUCGCGGCUCCGCGUCGACGUCUGAAGUUUGUCUGAUGCAGGAUGCAGCACACACGCAGACACCAAUCAGCGCACCACGCCAAGACUCAGCUGUACUUCCAUCACCAGAUUUCACUUUUUCUUCUUCCAUUCGAAGCCCGAGGAGCGCUCAUCGUCAGCCUAGUCCACGGCCCCAUUCCCAUUCGAGCACUCACUCUUCUCCUACUCUCACUGCAGUCAUUCUUCAAUCACAUCAGACAAACUCACACUCAGGUCCACAUCAUUCACAAAGAAAUCAUUCCACAUCUCUGUCUUCAACUUCGCAGAAUCCCUUGCCCUUCCCUAGGACACACGAGUAUCCAGGAGAUCAAACUGCUGUCGUUGAUAUCAGACCUGCGGCUAAGACCAUGCGUCCAUCUUCUCCCCACGACCAUAUCAAUGGUAACAACAAUAAUAACACAACUGCUCCCGUCGCUCCCCCUGCACGACAAGGGCGAUAUAAUGUCAGGUUCGCUGCAAACUAUACUUCUGAAAAUAUGCCGUCUUCGCAAAAACACCGUCAGGACGCUGCGCCUGCGACACCCGCAUCUGCUCCAACUGCUGCUAGUGAGCCAUCACCUACUUCCCAAGAACAGCCAGCGCCCACCGAGGAACCGUCGAUCAAACUCUUCAACGCUACGCUUCAGUCGACAGACAGCCAACAGUCUCAAUCUCGACAGAAAGAAGGAGAGUCUUCCGUGGAACGUUGCCAUGGAUGCAACGAGGCAUGGAGGAGGCCCCUGCCAAACAUUGAACAAUUUCGUCGAGCUUCACCAGCAGAAACGGGUCAUGAGCUAUCUAUGACAAGUCACAACUUGAUCGCCCAAUUGCGAGACCAUCGCCUGAAAGCUGAUGCUGCUUAUGAUCAAUGGAAAUGGCACCAUAGUCACUGCAUUCCACGAGAGGGUUAUAUACCACCUACCAGUCCUUCGUCAAUUGCUUCUCCCGACGAUAUUCAUAGCAAAGACACGGAGUUCGUGUCACACAACGGCAACCAUACAGAGACGUUAUCCAACAAGCGCAAGUCUGACAUCCCUCAUGAGGAGGACCAGCCGACCACAUCGAAAUUACGGAAAGUAACCUUUGACUCAAAGUCUACGGCACCGCCCGUUCGCCCUCCCACCCCUGCUUGAGCACGCCAAUAUCGAGGCUCAGACCACAGAAUUCUUCGACACAUCUUCUACUCCCGCACACGACAUUGCAUUUGCAUUUUGAAUUGCCGUUGAUGUUAGCUCAACAAGGACAUACAUUAUACCCCUAUCGCUGCCAUUAUGCCACUCCACCUUUGGAGUUUGAAGUUUCUCCUUUGAGCAUGGUGUUUUAUUGGCUGAACGAGCCUCAAAAGAGAAGAAUGUACCACGAACCGGCGUUUCCAAUCUGAUCUUUCUCGCGUCGCUAGGACCAAUGUAUCUUUGAGGCGUUCGGCAUUUGUUCUCAUCAUACCACGAUUGUACGCUUUACAUGUAUCAGCAUCUAGCUUUUUUAUAUCAUGUUAUUCCUCUAAUUCUUCAAAGAGCUACGCUCCGAUGUGUUGUUCGAUAGCAAACGGGGUUCCAGCUACACGUUUUUGUACAUUCGAUGACAUUAUUACAUCCCAGCAUCUUCAGUU
Messenger RNA from Dothidotthia symphoricarpi CBS 119687, 2274 nucleotides. RefSeq lists its product as uncharacterized. Lineage: Eukaryota; Fungi; Ascomycota; Dothideomycetes; Pleosporales; Dothidotthiaceae. Bases 344 to 1798 code for a protein of 484 amino acids. The record is from RefSeq and is a predicted model, not a curated record. The transcript has 2 exons.